This is a messenger RNA of Orbilia oligospora ATCC 24927, 3525 nucleotides long. RefSeq lists its product as uncharacterized. Gene Ontology annotation, cellular component: cytoplasm; chromosome. Lineage: Eukaryota; Fungi; Ascomycota; Orbiliomycetes; Orbiliales; Orbiliaceae. Bases 1 to 3525 code for a protein of 1174 amino acids. Gene Ontology annotation, molecular function: nucleic acid binding; four-way junction helicase activity; 3'-5' DNA helicase activity. The transcript is spliced from 2 exons. Gene Ontology annotation, biological process: double-strand break repair via homologous recombination. The record is from RefSeq and is a predicted model, not a curated record.
AUGAUUGAUCAGCUUGGUGCGGAAUUAAGUUUACCUUUAUACGAUGGUGAUUUGGAUGACCCUGAAGAAUUCUUAAACGAUUCAACCACAAUGAGAGAUUUUAUGCGCGAUGAUUUAAGAGUUCAAACUUAUUUCGUUUUGAUGUCGUUAUUUAUUCGACAGACAUAUGAAUUCAGUUUUCUCGAACUACCGUUACUUUCAUUCAGCGCGCUUAAAAAUUUCAAACCUUGUGGUUCUAUCAUGGUAGCCGGGGAAGCUUCAGGUUUUUUUAGCAGGCUCAUUUAUUGUUGUCAACUGACGGUUAUCGGAUAUGUUUGGGCUGUUACUCCAGAUGAUGCAGAUGUAGUAAAACAGCUUCAAACUAUUCGAGAAACUUACAUGUUGAACGACACCAGAACGCCAUUGGGUGAACUGCAGAGUCAACGGGCCCUAGCCAUGCACAUUAGUCGUAACGAACCCUCAAUGCCAACUACCUAUUGGAUCGAUAACGACGUAAUUGUACAUCGCGACAUAAGAUUGGAAGUAAACAAAUUGGAAGGAUUUGUUCAAUCUUUAAUGGAACGGGCGAUAAAAGUUUGGAACCGACUGGUUUUUGAUAUAACAGUACCCAAUCUUGACCUCGGAGAUCAUAGAACGGUUCCGGAAAAUAUAUCAAAUCGAAAUGCGGCUUACAGCGGUUUAACCGAUGCGCGUGGUCAAAUUACGGAUAUCAAAAAUCAAUUCUUACAAAAGUUUAUGUCCAAGUUUUUUGACAAAGAUUUAACUGAUGAUGAGAAUUAUCAAAAUCUAUUUACCUCAACUUGGAUAACCGCUUAUGAACGAACGGUUGAAGAGUUCUUGGGUUUGAUACUUCUUUUGGUACACAUCAGCGUCGGACCAUCUGCCCGCGGUUCGGAAAUCUUAACCACUCGUUAUUCGAACACCCAAAGUUUGCGAAAUUUGUUUGUUUACGAGGGAACCAUCCUGAUCAGCAUUUGCUAUCAUAAAGCUCAAAAUAUGACUCAACAACAAAGAUAUGUUCACCGCAGCCUACCCCCACAACUAAGUCAAAUGGUAGCCAAUUUUUUGGUUUUCGUAAUACCAAUACGUUAUCUCGCUCUCUGGUGGUCACUUCGCGCGCAAAAUUCAGAGCGAUCCAAACGAGAUAUAACCAUCGAAGCCAGCCAAGCUCCCUUUCUAACUUACUUCUGGGCGAAGCAAAACGAUAGGUGGUGUAGCUCACAGUUAAGCGAUUUACUUCGCAAGGAAACCGUUAAAUAUGCUUUACCUGAGCUCUCCAUUCAAAGUUGGCGUCAAAUUAGCGUUUCUAUUACCAACCGCCUGUUCAAAGCUCACAGCGCAGCUAUGGACCCCGAAGAUGACGAGUUUGAAAAUGAUGACGACGAUUCAAUUGGUUUUGAAGAAUCAGACGUCUGGGAUCAACUUGCCUCCCAUUCUACCGACGUGGCCGAUAAGCGCUACGGGGUGCGGUUGGACAUAGGUUAUGCUAAAAACGAAAAAUCUUUGAUUGAACAUGUCAAUGCCUGCAGAGCUUGGCAGAAAUGGUUGAAAGUUGAUCAGCACCACCAACCGUCUAACAUCAAGAUCCGAGCCUCAGAGAUUGGUUCCAAACGCCCAAGAAGUGAAUCAUCUGCUUUGAUUAACAGCCAACCCAAAAGAUCGCUUAAAACCAUCGCCGUACAGCUCAGGUGGUCUAUGACCGUCGUGGAUCACCUUCUAUGUCGUCUCUUCAAAACGAAAACCCCUGAAUACCGAAGCCCACAACAGAAAUUAGCUCUAGAACACAUUGUAACCGGGACCACUCAGAUUUUAGCGAUUUUACCAACCGGAGGCGGUAAAUCAUUACUUUUCCAACUACCCACUCGUUUGACCGGCGCCAGAACUACGGUUGUGAUAGUACCAUUCAAAGCGCUCCAAGAUGAUAUCAUGGAAAAAACCUCAAAUUUGGGAAUACCGAACAGCCGUUGGGAUAACGCCAACAAAGAUCAACUCAAACACAAUUUGAUUUUUGCCAGCUUGGAGCACGUCAGAGAUACCAGCUUUCAUUCUUUCUUGCAACGGUUGCAAGCGGAACAAGCUUUAGACCGAAUAGUUCUCGAUGAAUGCCAUCUAGCUCUGACGGAAGAUGUGAGCUACCGACCCACGCUGUUGAUGUUGAAUCAACUACGUUCGUAUUCUGUGCAAAUGGUAUGCCUAACUGCUACCUUACCCAUAACCGAAGAACCCCGAUUCCGCCGCCUUCUGAGUUUCGAUGAAGAUGAACUCGAGAUUGUUAGAGCGCCUACCAGCCGAUUCAACCUUAAAAUUCAAUGCACCACGUACGGUAGUUGGAAAGAAAGCCAAAUGUUGACCAAGCAAGCUCUGACCAACUGGUCGAAGCAUUAUGAGAACCUUGACAAACGGGCGGUUUGUUUCGUCAACCAGACAAAAGUAGCUGAAGAACUCAGCUCCAAUUUGGAAUGUCUGUACUACCAUGCAACCAUGAUCAAGAAGGAAGAAAUGUUCAACAAGUGGCGCGCGGGUUCCGAACCGGGUCACAAAGUGAUGGUAACAACGGCAGCCCUGUACCAGGGCGUAGAUUUGAGCAACAUCAACUAUGUGGUGAUGCUAGAACCGCCUAGUUCCAUUUAUCACCUCAUCCAAGCCAUGGGUAGGGGCGGUAGGGAUGGCGAACAGGCGACAAUUCUCAUCAUAAUUCCCACGACCUGGAGACCCAGAUUUUCAACUACUGCGACGACAUCUCAAGCGCUGUUGGAAGAAUUUCUAACAACUGAUGGUUGUCGACACUUCGUGCUGAGCAAGGGUAUGGAUAAUAUGAUGGAAUGCUGCAAACCCAACGAAGUCGAUCGAAUCAGCUGCGAUAAUUGUGCCAGAUCCUCCGCCCAAGCCCCACCCUGGUUCGUAGGCAAAUUACCACCUCCGAAGAGGAAUAACCUGCCUCUUGUAAAGGAAAUUCAAUACAAGACCGUUGCGACUAAAGAACCCUCGACUUCGGAAUCCAUUGCUCAGAAGCGGCUCACGAGCGGAUCCAACAAAAUUCGCAAAGAAAAGGCAACCCAACAAGAACAGUUGCAAAAUUUCAAAGAAGGUCUUUCUCUGUUCAAAAAUGCAUGUUCAAUUUGCGACACCAAGAUCCUGCUAUCCCACCACCCCUUAACAGGGCCGCCUCUGCAUAAAUUUCAUAGUUGCAAGGCUAAGUUCCAUUUUUUGGAUUCGCGAAAGUUGUUUUUCAAAUUGCAACAGAACGGUUCCUGUUACAUGUGCUGCCUUCCUGAUGAAAUUUGCGGUAGAAGUCAAGAUUCGGGCAAGUGCUCUGGGCAAUACAAAGAUAUCUUGCUGCCUUUGUGUUGGUCCGUGUUCUGGUCACCAGAAUACUCUAACCAGCUACCAUCGGAAAUUCAAGACUUUGACGGUGAUCAGUUUAUGAGUUGGCUAGGUAAGAGCUACAUGUUUUUAGGCAUGCGUAGUUGCAAUGCUGUUCGUUUAGCAGCAAGUGUUAUAGCGGCGAGCAGUAGUGAGACCUGA